This is a messenger RNA of Penaeus indicus, 1611 nucleotides long. Its product is annotated as cholinesterase 2-like. NCBI's taxonomy places the organism in Eukaryota, Metazoa, Arthropoda, Malacostraca, Decapoda, Penaeidae. Bases 1 to 1611 code for a protein of 536 amino acids. The transcript is spliced from 10 exons. The record is from RefSeq and is a predicted model, not a curated record.
AUGUGUACCAUCUGUACUGAAUUGUUCACAAUACUAUUAGGCCCAUUAAUUAAUGUCGUACAGUUUCUGGGAGAACUAUGCUCCACACUCCUUUUAAAGAAAAAGGAAGUUUUAAAUUCAGUAUUACAGUAUUACAGAGGGGUUGACUUGGGGUAUCGGGGCCAAAAUACCCCAAGAAUCGCACCAUCACGAUCCCAAGCUCUCAGGCCAGUGUUGGAACAAAGAAAAAUGCUCAAGGAAAGUCUUCCAGUGUUGGUGUGGAUCCACGGAGGUGAAUUUCUCGCUGGCAGCUCUCAUGAAUAUCGACCUCAAGUCCUCAUGAACCACGACAUCGUACUUGUAGUUUUGCACUACAGACUUGGUAUCAUGGGAUUCCUGUCCACAGAGGAUGAGGUGAUUCCAGGGAACUUUGGGCUGAAGGACCAGACCCUCGCCCUCCGCUGGGUGCAGGACAACAUCCACAACUUUGGAGGAGACGCCCAUAGGGUCACCAUCUUCGGCGAGAGUGCUGGGGGCGCCUCUGUCCAUUAUCAUAUAUUGUCACCCAAAUCAAAAGGUCUCUUCUCUCGUGCCAUCAUGCAGUCGGGGUCGGCCAUCUCGCCGUGGGCUUGCCGGGAAGACCUCCGGACUGUGGCUGAGGAAGUGAGCGAAAGAGUUGGCUGCUCCAAAGGCAGCGGCAGCCAGGACAUGCUUACUUGUCUGCAGAAGGUGGAUGGACGGAGGUUGGCUGCAGUGGUUCAGGAUUUUAUGAGAUGGUUCAUCUUGCCCGUUGUUGCUUUACCUCAUGUUGAUGGAGACUUCCUACCGGAUCACCCCGCGCGUCUGAUGCGUGACGGAAACUUCAACCAAGUGGACCUCAUGGCUGGUUUCACAAGAGACGAUGGAGCUAUAAUAACAAAUCCGAUGCUUGUUCGCAAGGACCUCCUCCCUACUUUGCAGAACAACUUUUCCACCAUUGGCCCUCUCAGCCUGAUGGUUAGGCCUGAAGUUCAAGACACAAGUGCUUUUAUCACCAAAGUCUACCAACACUACUUAGGCAACGCAACCAUCGACCGCGACAGCAUAGAAGAGCUCACUAAGCUGAAUACAGACUACUCGUUUGCGAUACCUCACGACCUGACGACCAGCUACCACGCGCGGGUUCCAGGUCUUGCUACUUACCGCUACGAACUCAAGCACCGAUCCCAGCUGUCCAUGGGAGAUUUCUACAAUACAGAUAAAGGGCGUCACUGGAUUCCUCACGGGGACGACCUGUACUACCUGUUCGCCGGCGGGCCGCUCCUCAGCCCCGGCCGCCUGCCCGACCGCCUGCCCGACCUGCAGAGCCAAGAGGACCUGCGCCUCAGGGACAUCAUCACGACCACGUGGACGAACUUCGCUACCACCGGUAACCCGACCCCUGACGACGGCCUGGGCUUCAAGUGGGAGGCGGCGACCGAGGACGACCUUCGGUACCUCGCCCUCACGCCCUCGCCCGCCAUGGAGGCCGACCAGCGACAGGAGGCACGGGAUUUCUACGCUUCUCUGCCAACGCAAGUGAACCAGUUCCUCCAGCCUGAACGCACAGACUCGCCAGGAACAAACACCGAGAAAGACGAGGGACCGCGAUGA